Molecule: messenger RNA, 1908 nt
Organism: Cucumis melo (muskmelon)
Lineage: Eukaryota; Viridiplantae; Streptophyta; Magnoliopsida; Cucurbitales; Cucurbitaceae
Product: SWI/SNF complex subunit SWI3A
Exons: 7
Coding region: 92-1792 (566 amino acids)
Molecular function (GO): protein binding
Source: RefSeq, a predicted model, not a curated record
CGCGUUUUUUUUUUAAUGGCUUUGCCUCUCUUGCAUCGGCGUAAUACUAAAAUCUACGUCGGACUCGACUAAGCUCACCGCGCGGUCCGCGAUGGAAACCUCACAGCGGGAACCGAGCUAUAGACGAGCUCCAGAUGAACCAGACCUCGAUCUAUACACAAUUCCAAGCCACUCCAGUUGGUUUUCGUGGGACGAUAUUCACGAAACAGAGAAAUUAGCUUUGAAGGAGUUUUUUGAUGGAAGCUCAAUAUCAAGAACUCCGCGUAUAUAUAAAGAAUAUAGAGAUUUUAUUAUCAAUAAGUACAGGGAAGAGCCUUCCAGCAUGCUUACAUUCACCGAAAUUCGGAAAUCUCUGGUGGGGGAUGUUAACUUGCUUCAUAAGGUGUUUGCUUUUUUGGAGACUUGGGGACUGAUCAACUUUGGUGCAACUUCAGAUGAAGAUGAUUUGGCGGAGGUGGAAGAUGGCGAGAGUUAUGUAAUAAAGAUUGAAGAGGGGGUUCCCAAUGGAAUUCGUGUGGGAGCAAUGCCAAAUUCGGUCAAGCCAAUUUCAGCACCACCUGUUGUGGAAGACAACGUUAUCGUUAAUGGGCGCGGGUUUAAAUUACCCCCUUUGACUUCUUAUUCAGAUGUCUUCAGUGACUUGUUGAAACAGAAGAUUUUAGUGUGUGGGAACUGUGGCCAACUUUGUGGAUCUAGAUACCAUCAAUGCGCCAAGGAUGAUUAUUUAAUCUGCGAAAAUUGUUUCAAGGAUGGAAAAUAUGGGGAGCAGAGGCUCUUGGAAGAUUUUGAGUUGAAGACCACCGAGUCCACUGAAGAUAGAAGCAGUACAGGAGCUGUGUGGACUGAGGCCGAGACUCUGCUUCUUUUGGAAUCUGUUUUGAAGCAUGGAGAUGAUUGGGAACUUGUUGCUCAAAAUGUUCAAACCAAAACUAAAUUGGAUUGUAUAUUGAAGUUCGUAGAAUUACCGUUUGGGGACUCCUUGUUAUGUUCUGAAGCUCAAAGGAACGAGGUUAGUGGUCCUAAUAACAACGUGACUAGUGAGAAAGAAACUACAGACGGUCCACCAGAAACUACAGAGGCUCCACCUAGCAAUCAAGAGAUUGCCGGAAGUGAAGACCAGUGUACCAAGGACAUAAACGAGGACGAAGAUGGAGAGAACCAAGGCCCUCCCAAGCGACAGUGCACUGCUUCUCUUCAAGAUACGAGCAGUUCACUAAUGAAACAGGUAGCUUUGAUAUCAAGCAUGGUCGGACCACAAAUUAUGGCGGCAGCUGCUACUGCUUCUGUUACAGCACUUUGUGACGAAAACUCAUAUCCAAAAGAAAUAUUUGACGAUCAAAAUUUUUUUGUUCCUAAUGGACUGUGUUCUGCGGCUUCCACCACAUCAAAUCACGAGGUUGAGAGAAUUCUCAACAACGAAGAUUCAGUAGCUAAGGAAAGGCCUCAAUCAGGUGAUAUAAUGGCCGAAGACAAAGAUGACAUACCUCUAAUCUUACGAGUUAGAGCUGCAAUUGCAACAGCACUUGGCGCUGCUGCAGCACAUGCAAAAUUACUUGCUGAUCAAGAAGAGAGAGAAAUGGAAUAUUUAUUGGCAAUAAUGAUAGAAACACAGAUGAAGAAGAUGCAACGCAAAAUCAAACAUUUUGAAGAUCUGGAGUUGAUUAUGGAAACAGAAUACCCUGUGAUUGAGGAACUAGAAGAUAAACUGUUGAUGGAGCGGGUUAGUGUGUUGCAAUCUGCAUUUGAUCUUGGUAUACCUAGGUGGAAGGAUUAUCCUUCUGUGAGAUCUUGACAUGACAACUAUUCUCUUGUACCAUUAUGAUGUAUCAAAGAAAUUAUUUAUAUCUUAAUAUUGAAGAUUUUAACCUUCCUUUUAAGAGAGGAAGGUCAUAUGAUACUUUGAUCAAA